Lodderomyces theae is the source of this 438-nucleotide messenger RNA. RefSeq lists its product as uncharacterized. Gene Ontology annotation, cellular component: cytoplasm; membrane. The transcript has a single exon. The record is from RefSeq and is a predicted model, not a curated record. Lineage: Eukaryota; Fungi; Ascomycota; Pichiomycetes; Serinales; Debaryomycetaceae. The coding region runs from base 1 to 438 and encodes 145 amino acids.
AUGCUAGCACCAACGCUAUUGGGCUGCUUCUCUGGAGGUUUGGCUCAGUCGAUAAACCAAUUUUCAAGAAGGAAAUUCAAAUUCACCAAAAUUAUUGAAUUUAUGAUUUGGGGUAGUGUAAAUGGGUAUUUCACUGUCACUUGGAUUAACUUGCUAAUGCAGCGAUUUGAGAGUAUUGUGUAUCGAAUUUUGGUUGAUCAAGCCAUAGGUGCCCCAACGUUUCAAUUAAUAUUCAAUGUUUUAAAUGCCCUUUGGGAUCAUGGAGAGGUAUUUACAAAAGCUACAAGAAAUGCGUACUUCAAGUCAUUAAAGUAUAGUUAUUGCUACUGGCCAUUUUUCAGUAUUUUCCUGUUCAUGUUUAUACCGCAGAGUAUGAUGUUUCCCUCAAACUGCUUAGCUAAUUUAAUCUGGAAUUUGAUUUUAAGUAGAUUGGCAUAA